Rodentolepis nana is the source of this 1647-nucleotide messenger RNA. The record is from the annotation of a GenBank genome assembly. NCBI's taxonomy places the organism in Eukaryota, Metazoa, Platyhelminthes, Cestoda, Cyclophyllidea, Hymenolepididae.
AUGGAUACUUCGCCUCAAAAAUCUGAUGAUUCUUCUCCAUUCAUUUUUGCUAAUUCAAUCCUUCGACCAUCUAUUCUUUCUGGCCACCUUUCGGUUGCUGAUGCUGGAAUUAAGCCCUCAGAACCCGAGCCAUCGAGCACUCCAGCGAAACCCCUUGUCGAGGCUCCAAAAUUUACUUCUUCCCAUCAUGCUCAAACGUCUACAGAAACUAGUGGUAGUUGUGGCGAAUUUAUUUUCGGCAAAAAUAUGGGUUCGAGGGUCGUCAAUGCCAACCAAGGAGCAUCCGGAAGCAUUUGGCAAUCAUUGGCUUCAGAAUCUCAGGACAACGAUUCAAAGGAAUCCGUAGGCUCAGUGUUUACUACUCUUGCUAAAGCUGUGGCAAAGCAAUCAAAAGAGAAGGAACCAAACACAGAACUUUUGGAAGAAUCCGCAGUUGCGUUGGUUAAUAAACGCAAUGCGGAGCAGUUGUCUCUCACCUCUGAUAACAAUGGUGGACAACCGCAUGAAAUUUUGACAGGAGAAGAAAAUGAACACACAGUUCUUGAACUUACUUGUUCCGCCUAUGUUUUCAAUCGUGAAUCAAGACAAUGGAAAGCUAUAGGACAAAGUUAUCUGCAUUUAAAUGACUUUUCUGAAUGGGAUGAUAAUAACUCUUCACGCCUGAUUAUCCGUUUGCAGUCAACUAGGCGAGUUGUUGUGAACACGAGAGUUUGGGCAGAAAUGCCCCUGGCUUUCGUGCCUGAAAGCAAAGCUGUGCGAAUUGGUGCCCUUGCGUUGGCUGAAGCAGACGCGGAGAGUGGCGAGGUGAGCAAAGUUGGGACAGUUCGGACCUACAUGUUGAGAUUUGGUGGACUUGAUACUGCAAGAGAGCUCUAUGAUGCAUUGAUAAGACGCAGGGGGUCUGUGGAACUACAGGAACACGAGGUGGACUUGGGACAGAAGAGGGGAUAUUCAAUGCAAUCGAAUCCUGUGCCUGUGAAGGUCGUUAUUCAAUCUACAUCUCCACACUCUCAGGAUGUAUCAUUUUCCUCGCGGUCUGAAAAUGACGAUGCAGAAUCAGAUAAUGAGUCGCGUCAAUCAGAAGUAUCAACAGGAAAGGAGACCGAUCACAACAGUACCCUCUCUACUUCCAUUAACACAACAUCGGCUAAAAACUCCUCUGAAGUGACAGCCUUUAGCUUUCACUGCGAACGCGUUAUUCUCACCUCCACUUCGCAUCCUUGCAACAAAAAAACUGAGAUUGUAGCCACCUCAGACCCUUUAAAUAGUCUGAUAGUGAAUUUAGUCGACUUUCCAAUGGGCGGAACUUCAAUCAUCGAAGUGAGCAGUGGAAAUGGUGAGUUGCAGGUCACCACAAGUGUCAAUGAACGCCUCGCAUUCUGUCUAAACGGGGAGAAGGAGCUCCAAUUAUUCUACACAGCCCCUCAAAACACCGACGUCGAUGGUAGUAACUCUGAUGUUGAAGAGGGUAGUAGGAAAGUCUGCCAGAUCGUUUUGACCUCUAGGGGAGAUGCGGAGAAAUUAUAUCGAUCGGUACUCAUGCGUGUUGGGAGGCACUUCUUAACAGCGAUUGGUCUGCUCAAGGAAUGUGAAGGCGAGUUUUAUUUCCACAUUAGCAUGUCUAAAGUCGAUACGUCUUGUCGGUAG